AGAUGAUUCAGGAAGUAGCGAAAGGAAGAUGCACGGCACCGCAAUGAUGCAGGAGAGUGAGAGGAAACUUGUAGAGACGUAAACAUUAAAACUCCUCGGAUUGGAAAAGCGCCAGGAUGACAUCUUCAGCUCGACCUCUAACAGAUCUUGAUUUCUGUUCGGGAUCUCGGAUUGAGGAGCUAAAUAAACUUAUGGAAGAGCUUGAGAGACUGGAGGACAUUACACUAAAGGGAAAAGAGGUCCUACAAAACUGUGUGCAGGCAAAGGACUACAUUUUUUCAUUGCUGGGCCAUAUACAACCAAUCCCCAAUCUCAAAUCACUUCUUCUCCUCUCAGGAGGCCUGUGCUCUGGCUCCCUUGAUGUUUCCCCCAUUGACUUGGGCUCUCCCUCCCCUUUCCCCUCUCCUUCCAUAUCUUAUACUCUCCUAGUUCCCAUUCUGAGCCUUUCCUCUUAUGAAAAUCUCACCCAGUCCUCACCCUGCCACUUCUCUGUCCCUUAUUCUCUGUGGGAUCCUCCACCCCCUCAACCUCCAUCCAAGGAAUCCUUUGUAACCCCCCAUACGGUCUCCCUCUGGUUCUCCCACUCCAUUUUAUCAGCUGCCUCCAGCUUUCCUCCUUCUCCUCAUCUUUGUUUGGAGAAAGCGGAUAUCUGGGGCAACUGUGCCUCUGUCCUUCUUUCUACUCCUAGCGGCCUUCUCCGAUUUGAUAUUGUACCAGUGGUGGAGGUUCAGGGAUGGCCACCAGGAACACAAUAUUUGGAGGAGUGGGUUAUUAAAGAAGGAGAUUUUCUUAGGCACUUCCACCUCCUACCCUGGGGAGCAAAUGACCAAUGGAGAGUAGGAUUCCCUGGUGUAGAAUUUUCCAUGCGGAGAAGCCUGUACCCAACUCUCUCUAGAGUGUUGAGAGCAUGCAUAGCCAUCCUGGGACCUUUUCUUCUAGAAGAAGGAGAACCAGGGCCUUACAUAGUGUGGGCUACUCUAUUACAUGCCUGUGAGAGGUUGCCUACUGGAUUUUUAUGUAGAGAACAGAAUGUGGCGCUCUGUCUUUUGGGGCUCCUGGACGAACUAUCUCUUUCAUUCUUGCGGGGCUCCUGUCCAAAUCCAUUCCUUUCUGGAUGUGAUCUUUUGAAAGGAAGUUGUAAGGGCCCGUGCCUUGCCCGUUGGGUUUCCGAGAUCAGGGCAAAGCCAGUGACUUGCCUGAGAAAAGUGGUGAGGGAGGCCAAGGGAGCAAUCAGAGGAGGUGAGAGAGAAGAGAGAGAAGAAAAAGAAGAGAUAAUGGAAACAGCAGAGAAGGGAUCAACAUGUUACCCAAGUUAGAGUUUCCUUUAACUUAGUACUGUCUUAUUUGGUAACUACAAUAGCACUAAUAAUAGGGCUAGCAUAACAUUGUUUAACAGUACAAUAAUGUCUUAUAGUUGUUAAAUUGUGUUAAGAUUCUAAUAAAUAUAAUUUGCUAGUAUAAUAUUAUUCAUGGAUUGAAAAAUAUCAGGAGUCAGGGAGACAUGGAUCUUAGAAUUUUUCUUCUGGUCCCUGAUUUUUGCAUUAUUCUAUAUUAUUUAAAACAAUUUUGUAUGGUUUCUUAAAUUAAAAUAAAUUAAAAGUAAAAAGUGUGAACCUCAAUAUAACAUAUCCAGGUAUAACUAAUCUAAUAUUGUAUUGUUUAUUUUAAUGAUCUGGGCUGCAAUUAGUAUGGUAAUUAAUAAUUAAAGGGCCAUAUUACUUUAAAAAAAAACUUCUAGGAUGCAAAUGAAAAAGCAGCUUGUAAAUAUUGUGGUGUUUGUAAAAGGUUAAAAAAAGGUUUAAAUUAACAUGAAGUGCCUUAUUGUGUGUAUAUGGGUCCUUGCUUAUUGGCUGAUAGGGACAGCUCCCACUUAAGUUCUGUUUUAUUUAGAACUGAGAAUCAUGUCCCUAAAAGGACAUUGCAGCAACAGUUUUCUAUCAUUCUAAUGCAAAAGUACUGUAAUUUAUUAUGUUAAUAGUUUUGCAUGAAAAAUAGUAACUAUAUAUGAAAGAACCAGAAAAUAUACAUUUGUUCAUAGCUGAUACUGAAGUCUCCUUUCCACACUUGCUAAUAGGGCAUGUGUAUCAGCUGCAUUGGCCAUGAGUGACAAGCUGUGCAAGAAAUAUAUGGUUAUUUGGCAACAGAAAUGCAUAGUUCAAAAACCAUAUAAUUGAUUAGAUAAGAAAACAAAUACCAUGUUGUUGUUUUUUCUGAAUGGAUAUUCUUUUAUUAUGAUAAAAUUCUGAACUUUG
Molecule: messenger RNA, 2252 nt
Organism: Bombina bombina (fire-bellied toad)
Lineage: Eukaryota; Metazoa; Chordata; Amphibia; Anura; Bombinatoridae
Gene: TMEM102
Product: transmembrane protein 102
Exons: 3
Coding region: 117-1316 (399 amino acids)
Source: RefSeq, a predicted model, not a curated record